This is a messenger RNA of Ochotona curzoniae (black-lipped pika), 1191 nucleotides long. It is a transcript of the gene RBM48, whose product is annotated as RNA binding motif protein 48. NCBI's taxonomy places the organism in Eukaryota, Metazoa, Chordata, Mammalia, Lagomorpha, Ochotonidae. Gene Ontology annotation, molecular function: nucleic acid binding. The transcript has 5 exons. Gene Ontology annotation, cellular component: nucleoplasm. Bases 1 to 1080 code for a protein of 359 amino acids. The record is from RefSeq and is a predicted model, not a curated record.
AUGGCGGCGAGCGGCGGGCAGCUGGGGGGCUUCUUCGAACACCACGUCUCCAAGGCCGUGUGCGACACGCGGGCCAAGUACCGCGAGGGCCGGCGGCCCCGCGCCGUCAGGGUGUACACCAUCAAUUUGGAGUCUCAGUAUUUGCUGAUCCAGGGGGUCCCCGCGGUGGGAGCCAUGAAGGAGCUGGUCGAGCGGUUUGCUCUGUACGGCGCCAUCGAGCAGUACAAUGCUUUAGACGAGUACCCGGCCGAAGAGUUCACGGAAGUCUUCCUCAUCAAGUUUACGCACUUACAGAGCGCCAGGACGGCCAAGCGGAAGAUGGACGAGCAGAGCUUCUUUGGCGGAUUGCUACACGUGUGCUAUGCUCCGGAAUUUGAAACGGUGGAAGAAACCAGGAGAAAGUUAGAAUCGAGAAGGGCUUACAUAUUCAGAUGUACCAGAAGCAAAGACCGCUUCCCGACAAAGCAGAAGCCGCUCCCCGCGCAGGAGGACCCGGGAGCUGUCGGACCAGACUUCCCUGCUGGUGCCUGCUGGGAAGCUGUCAGGAGCACGCCUGCCGGGCACAUGUACCCUCCUCUCCCAUAUUCCUACGAACUGCCCCUGGGGUGCUUCACCGGCUCGCCUGGGGAGUGUGUGGGUGGACCCCCAGACCCCUUCGCGCUGGGGGUGAGCCACUUUAACGCCGCGGGAGCACGCCCGCGGAACCCUCCGCAGAAACCACCGGCAGCUUCCACAGACGGGGCGGCCUGUGCUGGGACGCUUGGGGCCAUCACUGCUUCAGCUGCCGUGAGUAGAUUUAUGCCCCGGACAACACAGCUGCAGGAGCGGAAACGCCGGAGGGAAGAUGACCGUAAACUUGAAGCACUGCUUGCAAGGAACCCGAGCAGCACCGAGGUGGUGAUUGGGCCUCUGCUGCCGCGGGAGCCCCAGGUGGACAUGCAGGACCCCUCGCUGAAUGCCACCGCGACCCUCAUUCGGAAUAAGCUUAGAGAGGUAAGUUCAUCUGCUCCAAAGCCUGCGGAGGGCCAGCCGGAAGCAGCUCCCGCAAGUCGUCCGCUAAAGCAGAGACGGAGAAUAUGAGCUGCUGGCGAGCAGUGCUUCGAAACAAGAGCUCUUCUGAUUCUGGUGCUUAUAUUUUACAAUGCACUUUUUUGUACUUUCAUACAAAAUAAAUGUCUAAUUUGAUCCAUC